Molecule: messenger RNA, 3726 nt
Organism: Ostrea edulis (European flat oyster)
Lineage: Eukaryota; Metazoa; Mollusca; Bivalvia; Ostreida; Ostreidae
Product: serine/threonine-protein kinase STK11-like
Exons: 9
Coding region: 305-1573 (422 amino acids)
Biological process (GO): protein phosphorylation; establishment of cell polarity; glucose homeostasis
Cellular component (GO): cytoplasm
Molecular function (GO): protein kinase activator activity; ATP binding; protein serine/threonine kinase activity
Source: RefSeq, a predicted model, not a curated record
AUAGACCUUUGAUUAACCUACGCACAACAACUAAUGGUUUAUAAAAAUAUUUAUCUGUUUCAGACUCAAAUUGUGUCAAUACAGAAGGAUAUUGGUAGAAUAGAUCACAAAGACCAUUUAAUAAUCAUUCAAACAUAUCUUUGGUGAUUCUUUGGUGUAGUUAGUGAGGUUCGAUAUACGGAAGUGAGUCUCGUUUUGGGUCUCAAACUUGUUAUGGAGUCGGCGAAUGUCUUCUGGAAAUAGCUAUGCAACUUGUGAUGGUUUUCAUGGCGCAAAAACACGCUGAAUCCUCUAUUGCAGAACUAUGGCAGAACAUGAACUGGUGCAAAAUGUAGUGUAUUCAGCACCAGACGAAUAUGAUGCAGGAAUUUCACAUAUGGUAGAUCACAUCAGUUUUCUCAAUGAUGAGGAUGACAUCUUACCACGGAUAACACGCAUUGAUUCUUCGGAGGUUGUGUAUCGGGCUCACAGGAGAGCGAAAUUAGUGGGCAGAUAUUUAAUGGGAGAUAUUUUAGGGGAGGGCUCAUAUGGAAAAGUUAAAGAAGCUCUCGAUACGGAAACUCUACAAAGACGUGCAAUAAAGAUUAUAAAAAGGAGAAAACUGAGAAAAAUAAACAACGGGGAGCAAAAUGUUAAAAGAGAAAUUCAACUCUUAAAGAAACUAAGACAUAAACAUGUUGUUGAUUUGUCGGAUUUACUUGAAAAUGAAGAGAAACAGAAAAUGUAUAUGGUCAUGGAAUACUGUGUCGGAGAAUUACAGGAAUUGUUGGAAGCUGCUCCUGAUAAAAAGUUUCCAAUUUUCCAGGCGCACAGGUACUUCUCUCAGUUGGUGAAUGGGUUGGAGUACCUUCAUGGACAGGGAAUCGUUCACAAAGAUAUUAAGCCUGGUAACCUGCUACUUACAACAGAGGAGGUUCUGAAAAUAACAGAUUUUGGUGUUGCAGAGGCCAUUGAACCUUUUGCUGAAGAUGACACAUGCCACACCAGUCAGGGGACUCCAGCAUUCCAGCCUCCGGAGAUCGCCAAUGGAAUGGAAUAUUUCUCCGGAUUCAAAGUGGACAUCUGGUCCAGUGGUGUCACACUAUAUAAUAUGACGACAGGCAUUUACCCAUUUGAAGGAGACAAUAUAUUUAAGUUAUUUGAGAACAUUGGCAAAGGCCAGUACCAAAUUCCUGAUGGAGUGGAGGACAAUCUCAGAGAUCUACUCACAGGCAUGCUACAGUUUGAGGCAGCAAACAGAUUAGCUUUAGCAGAGAUUAAAAAGCAUGAUUGGGUAAAGAGAAAGCACCCAGUGACUCCCGGAUUUGUGGCGUUUAAGCCGGUUCAUGGACAUGAGGAUUUACUUAGAGGUUUUACAGUUAUACCAUACUUAGAAGAUUUGCAUUUCCACAACAGUGAGGAGGAGGAGGAGUUUGAGGAUCACUAUUUCUCAAGCGUGACAAAUCCUCCAACAGAACUCCACAAUGCUAGUGCUCAAAACUCCAACAAUUGUGAAACACAUAAUACGGAAAAGAAAGAGAAAAAGAGAAGAAAGUCCAAGAGUGGUCUACUGAGUUCGUGUCGUCCGUCGUAAUCGUUACUGAUAUAGCAUACACACACUGUAGAGGGGAGGGGUAGCUUCGUUCGCAGGGAGGGGGGGUUUAUUCUGGAUGGGGAUCAGCUUUAAUAUGUUAGUCUCAUUGUAACCUCUGUGGGCCGAGGACCAGUGUUUUCUGUAAUGUACAGGCAUUGUACACACAGAGCAGACUGUGAUUUGUUUUUAUUACAGUAGUUAAGUUUGUAUAUCCAUUCCAUUGAUGUCAUGUCGAAAAGCCUCAAUGAAAAAUCACUUGUAUAUAAAAAAAAAUUUGUUUGUUAUUUUUGUAGAAUUUGCAAAUACCGUAUACAUGUACAUGUAUCUCGAAUUUUUUGUGCUGGUUUUAUUUUACAAAAUCAAGUCAAAAUAUUGCCCAUGCAUUUAUUUUGUUUAUACCACCACCGCCAAUCCCAGGGAUCAAACAUGGAUCCACAGUGGUGAGAAGUGAGUGCAUCAGCCACUACAUUACCAAGACACCCAAACUCUUAUUUCGUGAAGAUUCAUAACUGUAUAAGGGUUGUUCCAAAAGUUCAUGGACUAUGUCCAUUAUUUUCAAUAGUGUAAAUUGUUUAUAUCAAAUUUAUUUACAGGCGGUACUUCAGAAGUACAUGUACAUGUAUUUUGUAGAUAAUGUGCAAAGUUUUAACAAAAUGCCUUGAAAUUCUUUAAUUCAAGAGUAAUUACUGUUCACACCUCAGGUCAGUGGACGACGAUGUCAGAAUUACAGUGAAUGUCAAGAUGCACAGAGAGAAAUCUUUACUACUAUAUAAAUGUACAGUGUACAUGUAUACAUAUACUAAAAACAUGGUUGUUCUUUGUGGUAAACAGGAGAUAUAUGGAUUUUUCCUGUUUAUCUGACAGAAUGUAUGUCUUGUGAUUUUUAUGGUGUUUUUUAGAAGCCUAAGUGAACUUUACUGAUCGCCCGUCGUCUGUCUAUCCGUCUGUAAAUUUAUUUUACAUUUUCGACUUCUUUUCCAGAACCGCUAGGCCAAUUUCAACCAAACUUGACAAAAAGCAUCUUAGGUGAAGGGCUUUCAAGUUUGUUCAAAUGAAGGGCCAUGCCUCCUUCAAAGGGGAGAUAAUCACAAAAAUGCACAAAUAGUGUGGGGUCAUUUAAAAAUCUUCUCAAGAACCACUAGACCAGAAAAGCUUAAAUUUACAUAAAAGCUUCCAAAAAUAGUGCAGAUUUAAGUUUGUAAAAACCAUGAUCCCCGGGGGUAGGUUGGGGCAACAAUAGGGGAUCAAAGUUUUAUAUACAAAUGUAUAGGGAAAAUCUUUAAAAAAUCUUCUUCUCAAGAACCAUUGGGCCAGAGAAGUUUACAUUUACAUGAAAGCUUUCUGACAUAGUACAGAUUUAAGUUUGGUAAAUUAGGUAGGGUGGGGCCACAAUGGGGGAUCAAAUUUUUGCAUGUGAAUAUAUAGGGGAAUCUUUAAAUAUGGGCUAAGGUGAGUGAUGUGGUGCAUGGGCCUUUUGUUUAAAUGCCUAGUGGAUAUAUAUGUCAGGAAGUGCUAGUAAGAGAUUGGUAAUGAAAGAGAAUCUGAGUGGGUUUGAAUACUAUUGCAGAGUUUUUCACUUCUUUUAUCUUCUACUUUCCUAAAUCUUAAUUUUCUAACGCAUUUUUCUCUCGAAAACCAGCAUGGAUACCCUGCCUUUAGUUUGGUUUUAGCAAUUCAUUAUUACUUAAGUGACAUAUCAGACUGGAGUUCAUUUAAAAACAAGAGGCCCUUGGACCACAUCACUCACCGGAGUCACCUUGGGCCUGCCUUUGUUCAGCUGUUGUGAUUUUUAAAAGAUUUUUUUAUCAAUCUAUUCCCAUGAAAAAUUUUGACCCCAUAUUGUGGCCUCUACAUAGCCCCAAAGGAUCACAACAUAACUGAAAGUGAAUUCGCACAACACAGCUAUGCCUCAACAUACCGACCAACAUACAUACAGACAUAUCUCAUUAAAUAGUCCAGGAGAUACUGAUUAAGUCAGGUUUUUUUAAAAAGUAGGUCAAGGUCACAAGAUCUUGUCAUGAAUCUAUAUACAAAAUAUGAAAGCCAUAUCUUAGAUAGCAGGUUAUGUUUUCUCAAAAGUAGGUCAAAUUCCAAGGUUAUAAUAUGAAAUAAAAGGUCUUGCCAGAAGAAAUCUAAAUACAAUAUAUGAAAAA